Molecule: messenger RNA, 3159 nt
Organism: Canis lupus familiaris (dog)
Lineage: Eukaryota; Metazoa; Chordata; Mammalia; Carnivora; Canidae
Gene: MSANTD4
Product: Myb/SANT DNA binding domain containing 4 with coiled-coils
Exons: 3
Coding region: 293-1330 (345 amino acids)
Source: RefSeq, a predicted model, not a curated record
CGAAAGCGGUGGGCGGGGCACCCAUGAGGGAUCUUUUUUUUUUCUAACCCCUUAGAGGCGAUCGGGCGGAGGUGCCGCCGGGGUCACAGGUGAGCCGGCGUGUCCCGGGGCGGCGGCGGCGGCGGCGGCGGCUCCGCGGACGGAAUUAUUCAGCCUGCCUGUGCUACUAGAUGAGUGGAAAACUCUGAUUUGAACAAAGUGCCAACAAGAGAUUGCCCUUGAUUCCUGUGCUUUGUAGCAUUUCUCAACUUUGCCCAUCUUCUCUAAAAACUCUGCAUUUAAAGUUAGGAAAAUGAAGCAGUUGAAAAGGAAGAGGAAAAGCAAUUUUAGUGUUCAAGAGACUCAGACCCUUUUGAAAGAGAUUACAAAACGGAAAGAAGUCAUUUUUUCCAAGCAGCUCAACACCACAAUCAAUGUGAUGAAGCGGAUGGCCUGGGAGGAGAUUGCACAGUGUGUGAAUGCCGUCGGGGAGGGAGAACAGAGGACCGGGACAGAGGUGAAGAGGAGGUACCUGGACUGGCGGGCGCUCAUGAAGAGGAAGAGGAUGAAGGCCAACAUGAAGCUGGUCGGCUCGGGGUUUCCCCUUCCCACAUCUGACUUAGAUGACUCGCUCACUGAGGACAUCGAUGAAAAGAUUGGAUUCCGUAGUGACACAAAUUUUGAUUGGCAAAAUGUGGCAGAUUUCCGGGAUGCAGGUGGAUCCUUGACUGAGGUCAAAGUGGAAGAGGAGGAGAGAGAUCCCCAGAGCCCCGAGUUUGAGAUCGAGGAGGAGGAAGAAAUAUUGUCGUCCGUCAUACCGGAUUCCAGGAGGGAGAAUGAACUUCCUGAUUUUCCGCACAUCGAUGAGUUUUUUACCUUGAACUCGACGCCAUCUCGGUCUGCCUACGAUGAGCCCCACUUGCUGGUGAACAUUGAGAAGCAGAAGCUGGAGCUGGAGAAGCGGCGGCUGGAUAUCGAGGCCGAGCGGCUGCAGGUGGAGAAGGAGCGGCUGCAGGUGGAGAAGGAGCGGCUGCGCCACCUGGACCUGGAGCACGAGCGGCUACAGCUGGAGAAGGAGCGGCUGCAGAUCGAGCGAGAGAAGCUGAGGCUCCGGAUCGUCAGCUCUGAGAAGCCGUCUUUGGAGAGUGAACUUGGCCAAGGCGAGAAGUCCCUCCUGCAGCCACAGGACAUAGAAGCAGAGAAGUUAAAACUGGAGAGAGAACGCUUGCAACUGGAGAAAGACAGGCUGCAGUUUCUGAAAUUUGAGUCAGAGAAGCUGCAGAUUGAGAAGGAACGCUUGCAAGUGGAGAAGGAGAGACUCCGCAUUCAGAAGGAGGGGCACCUGCAGUGACUUGGUUCCUGCUCAUCCAGCAAAUGUAUGGGAACCGGGGAUAUUUCUGUAUAUCGGGUCAUAUAAAAGUGGUUGCCAGAUUAGCUCUGUUGUUUUUCCUGUCUCAUGUCUGUGUUUUCAAUAGGAAGAGGAUAGUUGUGUGGGGGUUACUGUACACUUUAGUAGAUCAGCGUAGAAACUGCGUGCCCUAGCAGAAACUCUUGUGCUGCACUCUCUGAAGUAGUAUCAUUACGUAGAGUCUUGUAUCAUCUGUGCACUCAGUUGACAAUUAUAUCUACGUAAAAUUCUAGCUCGAAAUUCUAGCUCGGUGGUUCUCAUCGGGGUGGGAGGGUGGUGAUUUUGACCCCUGGAAGACAUUUGGCAAUGUCUAGAGAUAUUUUCGGUUGUCAAAAUGGGGCCGUGGAGUGGGUUGCCACUGGCAUGUAGUGGGCAGAGGCCAGGGCUGCCCAGCUGGGUCCUGCUGUGCCUGGGAUGGCUCCCCGCUCCCAAAGUACCCAACACAAAACAGCAGUGUUGCUGUGGUUGAGAAACCCUUUCCUAGCCUGGCUGUGCACCUAGGUAGUUGGUUUGUAGUUUCAAAGUACUAAAACCUCAUAUUUAAGUGGGUAGUUACUUAAAUGGCCAAAACUUUUCACUAUGUAACAUUACGUGUGGUGUACUGAGCUUAGGGCGUGAUGAAGACAGUAGGUAUUGUGUCCCUGUGUUUGCAUCGAUAAUCUGAGACGGCAAACAGUGCAGGGAAUAUCCGAGACUGUCCAAAAUGGGUCACUUUGGAAACUGCAUUCUUCAAGCUGUUGAUGCUUUAGAAGCAACACUUGUCGCUUAAGGCUUAGUUCCCUUUUUUUUCUUUGGAUUCAUGGUCUUAGUUUAGGUGGGAAAAUUGUGCUUCAACCAUGUAUUGAAAUCGUACUGUAGGGGAUCCCUGGGUGGCUCGGCAGUUUGGCGCCUGCCUUUGGCCCCGGGGCGCGAUCCUGGAGUCCGGGGGUCGAGUCCCGCGUCGGGCUCCCGGCAUGGAGCCUGCUUCUCCCUCCUCCUGUGUCUCUGCCUCUCUCUCUCUCUCUCAUAAAUAAAUAAAUAAAUCUUUAAAAAAAUAAAAUAAAAUGAAAUGAAAUCGUACUGUAAGUGAACGGUUGGAGGUAGUAAAAAUGGUACCAAUAUAAACAUGGUACUAGUAGUCCAUGAGCUUGAAAUGGACGAGGGGUUACCUUUUAAAUAAAUCAUAGCAGCUGUGUGGGGUGGGAGGAGAGGCAGGGAGGGGAGGAUGGCAUCUGUGCCCAGUGGUGUGAUGAUGAUGAUAGCUGUGUGUGAAUGGAUUAGGGACACACCUGUCACAUGCUGACCCAGGCUGUAGAACAGUUCCCGAGAGUAGUAGUAGUCCUAAGUCUGAGGCUCAGAGAAGGAGCACCAAGUGAAAUCGUCAUGUGUUUUGCCUCUCCCUGAGAAACCAAGUUUGAAACCAAUCUUUAGUCCCUGUUCAGAGACUAAGGGCUUGCUUUUAACCUGGUGACUCGCCUCAGGUCCACCGCAGCUGUGGUUUCCACAAUCCUGGGGUACUCACACACGCGCUACCCUUGAGAAUCGCUGCACAAGAUCACUUUGUAAACUCUCUGGUUUCCAGGACUGACAACGUAGCUUUAAUGCAUCUCUUCUGCUGAGAGACUACCUGGAUUCUGCGUUUGUUCCUUGUUAAUUUAAGAAUGUCUUGAAACUGUAUGUGAUAUCUGAGUAGGGAUCUAUAAGGAAAACAUAUACUUCUACUUCGUUACCUUGACCUUGAAAUAGUGUUAUUUUUCUACAACCAAAAUAAAUGCCUCUACCGUAGAAAUAAA